GUCAACAUGAGCAACGAUAUGCAAGAAAUGAGAGUUGUUUUGAUAGGAAAAUCUGGAACCGGUAAAAGUUCUACAGGAAAUACUCUUCUGGGCAGCAAGGUUUUUGAUGCAAAAUUGAGUUUUAAUGCUGUGACAAAGGAAUGUGUUGAAGGGAGGUUUGUUGACCACAAUAAGAACUUGACCUAUAUAUGUGUAGACACACCGGGGCUAUUUGAUUCAAGUGAUAAACUAGCAGAAACGGCUUUGAAAAUCCAGUCGUCCGUAACAAAGCACUGCCAUAAACCGCAUGCAUUCCUGUUAGUUUUGGAAGCCACAAGGUUUAACCAUGAGGACUGUUUUACCUUAAGCUAUUUACAAAUGAUGUUUGGGAAGGAGAUAUGUGAGCACUUGAUUAUUGUCGUCACACACGGAGAACGAUUUCAGUCAGAUGAUCAUUUUAUGAAAAAACUAAAGGAAAAUGACCCUCUUUGGGAUUUCAUUAAAAAGUGUGGAGGGCGAGUUAUACGAAUUGAAAAUGAAUCCAACUCAAAGCAAACAGCGCGAGAGAACUUAGAAGAAACAAUUGAAAAGUUAAGUAGAAAUGGAAAAGAAGUUUACUCAUGCAAGUAUUUAAGCACCUGCAGUGAGGCGUUAGCCGAGAGCCUUGCGAACUAUAAGGGUCCAAAAGAUAUUGACAAGCAGCUGCAAGACAUCCAGGAAAUUCUUAAAAGAAAGUUACCAGGCUGCUGCUGCUGUUAUGACAAUAACCUCUAA
Mya arenaria is the source of this 753-nucleotide messenger RNA. Its product is annotated as GTPase IMAP family member 9-like. The coding region runs from base 7 to 753 and encodes 248 amino acids. Gene Ontology annotation, molecular function: GTP binding. The record is from RefSeq and is a predicted model, not a curated record. Lineage: Eukaryota; Metazoa; Mollusca; Bivalvia; Myida; Myidae. The transcript has a single exon.